UCCAACCUUUUUCAGCUAUAAAUGUCCAGUACAAGGAGGUACACACAUAUAUAGCAACACAAGACAUAUAGAUAAAAAAAAACAUGUUCACUCUUGAACAGUUGAUCCUCGUUCUCUUUCUCUUCACCUUCACCACAAUGUACCUUCGAAAUUCUCCGGCCCGGAAAAUUAACCGGCCACCAUCUCCGAAAGGGCUUCCGGUGAUCGGAAACCUCCACCAGCUCGGGAAUUUCCCUCACCGUUCGCUUCAGUCCUUGUCGACAAGUUGGGGUCACGAGUUAUUAUUGCUUCAUUUCGGUCGUGUGCCGGUUCUUCUUGUCUCGUCAGCAAAUGCCGCACGUGAGGUAAUGAAAAACCAGGACACAAUAUUCUCAAAUCGGCCCAAGUUAAGCUUGCCCAAUAAGCUCAUGUACGGUUCGCGUGGCGUGGCCUCUACUGCUUACGGCGAAUAUUGGAGACUGGUGAGAAGCAUAUGUGUGAACCAGCUCUUGAGCAACAAAAGGGUUCAAUCCUUUCGUCCCGUGAGGGAACAAGAAACUUCGUCUAUGGUCGACAAAAUCAGGCAGUCGGGACCUUCCGUUAUCAACUUGACCAAUCUACUCGUCUUGCUCACGAACGAUGUCAUUUGCAGGGUGGCCUUCGGUAGAACAUACAGUGACCACAAAGACGGUCAAGAUGGAAAAUUCAAGAAGCUUCUGCAGGAGUUCAACGAGUUAUUCGGUGGCACGAGCUGGGGGGAUUAUGCACCGUGGUUGGGUUGGAUUAAUCGUGUUAACGGCGUGGACGAGAAAGUGGAGAGAGUUUCGAAACAGUGUGACGAGUUUUUGGAAAACGUGAUUCGAGAACAUAAAGAUCAAGGGCCGAGAAAACAUGAAAAUGGCGGGUUGGAUUUUGUCGAUAUAUUGCUCGAGUUUCAGAGAGAGGACGUUAAAGUUAGCAGCUCUUCGGUUGAUAACGAUACAAUCAAGGCUCUCAUCUUGGACAUGUUUGCCGCAGGAACAGACACCACGGUCAUAGCUCUCGAGUGGGCAAUAGCGGAGCUCAUAAAGAAUCCAAGAACCAUGAAAGCCCUACAAAAUGAAGUGAAACGGGUCGCCGGAGGUAAGAAAGAGAUAGACGAGGAUGACAUAAAGAAAAUGCCGUAUCUAAAAGCCGCGUUAAAGGAGGCCCUAAGGCUACACCCACCCGGCCCGUUACUCAUCCCUCGCGAAUCCACUAAGGACACGAAAGUCAUGGGCUACGACAUAUCCUCCGGCACGCAAGUCUUGAUCAAUGCGUGGGCCAUCGCUAGGGACCCGACAUCGUGGGAAGAUCCCGAAGAAUUUCGUCCGGAGAGGUUCUUGGACUCGGGGCUCGACUUCAGAGGACAACAUUUCGAGUAUAUCCCGUUUGGCGCGGGUCGGAGGGGUUGUCCGGGGACUUCGUUCGCGGUGGCGGUUAACGAGCUAGGGCUAGCCAAGUUGGUGCACCAUUUCAACUUUGCACUGCCAAAUGGAGAAAAGGGGGAGGAUUUGGACAUGAGUGAUCGACGGGCUGGUCUCUCGGUCAAUGGUUCGACCGCUAAGUCAUCAAAUCAAUUGUUGAACCGGUACCCACUUGGACCGGUCCCCGCUCCAGAUCAACCGAGUCCCAAGUCGACCCAAUGGUUCAAUCUUACCUCUAAGAGCAGUACAGUCAGUCCUCAGAGGCUGCUCUGGCUAAGGAGGAAACUUAACCGGCCGCCAUCUCUGAGAGGACUUCCGGUCAUCGGAAACCUCCACCAGCUCGGCAGAAAGUCCGCUCACCGGUCACUACAGUCUUUGUCGAGAAAAUAUGGUAACGAGCUGAUGUUGCUUCAUCUCGGGCGAGUGCCAGUGCUUCUUGUCUCCUCGGCUAAAGGCGCGCGGGAGAUAAUGAAAUAUCAGGACGUUAUUUUCUCAAACAGGCCGAAGUUAAGCAUACCAAGAAGGCUAUUGUACGGUCCAAAUGACGUGGCUUUUGUGCCUUACGGGGAAUACUGGAGACAGGUUAGAAGCAUAUGUGUGCUCCAGCUGCUGAGCAACAAAAGGGUUCAAUCUUUUCGUCGUGUGCGUGAGCAAGAGGCCUCGUUCAUGGUCGACAAAAUCCGGCAAUUGGGAUCUUCAUCGUCAGCCGUGAACUUGAGCAACAUUCUGGUCACGCUCACGAACGAUGUCUUCUGCAGGGUGGCCUUAGGUAGAACAUACAAUAAACGUGAAGAUAACAAGUUCCAGAAGUUUCUAAAAGAGUUUGUGCAGUUAUUGGGCACGACCAGCUUGGGGGAUUAUAUACCGUGGUUGGGUUGGGUUAAUCGUGUCAGUGGCUUGGACACAAAAGUCGAGAGAGUUGCUAAGCUUAUCGACGACUUCCUGGAGAAUGUGAUUCAAGCACAUAGAGAUCAAGGGAGAAAACACGAUUAUGGAGACGGUGAACUAGAUUUCGUGGACAUAUUGCUCGAGUUUCAGAGACAGAAUAUAGAAAGUAGCUCGCCUGUUGGAGAUGAUACGAUUAAGGCUAUCAUCAUGGACAUGUUUGCUGCAGGGACCGACACAACAGUCUCAUCUAUGGAGUGGGCAAUAGCGGAGCUUAUAAAGAACCCAAGAACAAUGAAAACUCUACAAAACGAAGUGAAAAAAGUAGCGAAAGGUAAGAAGGAGAUAAACGAGGACGAUCUAGAGAAAAUGCUGUACCUAAAAGCAGUUAUCAAGGAGUCCCUUAGAUUGCACACGCCUGUCCCGUUACUCGUACCUCGUGAAUCCACUCACGACACGAAAGUCAUGGGCUACGACAUAUCUGCCGGCACACAGGUUGUGGUAAAUGCAUGGGCCAUUGCUAGGGACCCGGCUUAUUGGGAAGAUCCCGAAGAAUUUCGACCUGAGAGGUUCUUGAACUCGGAGGUUGACUUCAAAGGUCAACAUUUUGAGUUCAUCCCGUUUAGCGCCGGUCGAAGGGGUUGCCCCGGGACUGCAUUCGCUGUGGCUGUUAACGAGCUAGGGCUGGCCAAGUUGGUGUACCAUUUCAACUUUGUACUGCCAAAUGGAGAAAAGGAAGAGGAUUUGGACAUGAGUGAGGGAACAGGAAUAACAAUUCAUAAAAGGCAUCCUUUACUUCUGCUCCCUUAUACAAAUAAUUCUUAAGAGAAAAAAUAGGUAAAAUUUAUUUUUCAUCUUCACAUGUACUACCACCUCUUGGCGAGAUAAGAAACUGAUAUUUAUUAUUUCUUCUGAUAUAUUUUAUAUAUACCAUGUUUGUUGGACCACUCCAUACAUAACCUGGAAUAGAAAACAACUCAAAUAUACACAGUGCGUAAACAGAGAAGGUUGAUUGAACCAAGAUAGGGUGUAUGUGAAGCCAUUAAUUUGCGUAAUAUAUUAAAUAAUCAUUUGUGUAAAUUAAUUUCACGGCCCGAACAUCAGGUCUAUUUAGCUGGAAUCCAAAAUACACUAUUUUCUUACCCCAUGGGUUGUGUGCUUCAACCUCCAAAAUGGUGAUCAGGAGAACUAUGGCCUGGCCAGGCCUAAAAUUGCCAGCACAACGCAAAGCUAUCAUAGGAAAUUAGUCCCAACCGGAUAAGUGUGAAUACUAAGGAUAUCAUUUCCCAAGUCCUGUUGUUCUUCUAAAAUUUCCUUCAAAGAAAUCACAGCAGAAGGGCUCGAGUUAUCCAGCUCAAUCAUUUCGAGUGUCGACACAUCUCCAAUGCCGUGAGGGAUGGAGUCCAGUUUACGGCAGUUCUCGAUAAUAAGGUGUCUAAGCAAUGGGAAGUGAACACUAUCCGCCCUCCAGUGCACUAAAUCCAAUCCUUCAAGG
Molecule: messenger RNA, 3804 nt
Organism: Striga asiatica
Lineage: Eukaryota; Viridiplantae; Streptophyta; Magnoliopsida; Lamiales; Orobanchaceae
Source: the annotation of a GenBank genome assembly